This is a messenger RNA of Candoia aspera, 2459 nucleotides long. RefSeq names its product chromosome 3 C5orf22 homolog (gene C3H5orf22). Lineage: Eukaryota; Metazoa; Chordata; Lepidosauria; Squamata; Candoiidae. Bases 332 to 1741 code for a protein of 469 amino acids. The transcript has 9 exons. The record is from RefSeq and is a predicted model, not a curated record.
AGUGUUCAUCUUUCGAGCAAAGUGGAGAAGAGUCAGGGAAACGUAUGAUUAACUCGUUUCAGUUAGCAUGACACCACACUAUUUUGGAGAUUCCUAGCAGCUAAGAUUCCCUGUUCUACGAAUGGUAUAAUCACUGCUCCCCCUCCUUUCCUUUCCCACCAUGCCGGUGUGUGUUACGUCUAGAUGCGUCCCCCGUUCUCUUUGGAACACAACCGGUGCACAAUUCCGGCCUCAGAACGUGGAACGAUGGCCCUCCUGCAGCGGAGAUCUUGGCGUUCGAUUUUAGAAUCUUACAUGUCCUGAGCAUUCUGCGGUGCAUAAGGUGAUCAAAAUGAGUAGCGGCGGCGGGGAGCAGAGUGUUGGACCCGCGAGCGGCGCGGGCAGCUCCCUCCGCACGUACCCGAAGUUGCCAGUUUGGGUGGUGGAAGAUCAUCACGAAGUUCUUCCUUUCAUUUACCGAGCUAUAGGCUCAAAGCAUCUUCCUGUUAGCAACAUCAGCUUCGUUCAUUUGGACUCCCACCCAGAUCUUCUUAUUCCAGUGAACAUGCCUGCAGAUACUGUGUUCGACAAAGAAACCCUGUUUAGUGAGCUAAGCAUUGAAAACUGGAUUAUACCUGCUGUUUAUGCUGGUCAUUUUUCACAAGUGAUAUGGCUACAUCCAGCUUGGGCUCAGCAAAUAGAAGAAGGAACUCAUCAUUUUUUAGUGGGCAAAGAUACCUCUACUACUACGAUAAGGGUUACAAGCUCAGAUGCUUACUUCCUUUCUGAUGGUCUUUAUGUCCCUGCUGGUCAGCUAGAGAACAAAAAAUCUUUAUAUCUGAGUGUCUGCCUUGUGAAUCCCUCCAAAGCUACUAGUGAUUGGGAAGGCAACCAAGCUCCACUUUCUGCCAAGAAGUGCAAAUUAAGUGUGGAUGACACUGGUGAUGCCUCUUCAUCAAAAGACCCUGGUGACCGGACCCACAGUUGCACAGAUGGGCUGUCUGAUGGCUUUGAAAAGAGAAUCUCUGUGCGUGAGAAGCCAAGCAAUCUCCAGGUUCCCUCUGCAUCUGACUCCAUAGGAAAACACCCAUGUCAAAUGCCAGAACUUGUCCAAGACAUUCUCCAAGUGUUACAGAAAGGCACUGCUUAUGUUUUAGAUAUUGACUUGGACUUCUUUUCAGUUAAGAAUCCUUUCAAAGAAAUAUACACUCAGGAGGAAUACAAACUCUUACAAGAACUAUACAGUUUUAAGAAGCCUGAAAGCAAUUUAUCAGAGGAGGAGUUGCUCGACUGUGUUGAGAAUCGCACACACCAGUUGGAAGAUCUAGAAGCAGCUUUUGCUGAUUUAUGUGAUGACGACACUGAAGAAAAUCUGAAAAGAUGGGCUGCAAAUCCUGGACUGAAACCUCUAGUUCAGCUUGUACAUAAUUUGAAAGAUCGAAUGGGAACUCCAGAUUAUGAGAUGGUCCAUCAGGCUGGUCUCACCUGUGAUUACUCUGAAAUUCCUCACCAUGUUAGCACUGAAGAGGAGAUAGAGAGCUUUAUACAGGCUAUACAACAUCUCUUGGGAAGCUUACCAAAACCAACACUUGUGACCAUAGCCCGGUCCAGCUUGGAUGACUACUGCCCUGCAGAGCAAGUUGAGUUCAUACAAGAGAAGGUCUUGAAUGUACUGCGUUUGGUAUAUGGCAGCCUGGAUGUUCAUUUGGAAUACUUGGAAAAUUUAUGUCCCACUGGAACGGAUUUUUCAUCUACAGCAUAAUCAGUAGUCUAUGGGUGUAAAAAAACCUGAUAUUACAAACAUAUUGGGUUUUUUUGCUCCGUAUGGAGUGGAGUCCUUACAGAAGUGUUUUAUGAAGCUGGAUUGCAUGCGUAGCACUUACUUGUUGAUACUUGUUAUCCUGACCCAUUUUCCUUCUUUAAAUUGAAUUGUUUUGCUGCUAUUGCUGUGUAGAUUUUUCCCCUUAUUACUUUGCUGAAGGAUGUGACAUAGAAAUUUAGCUUUUCUUAAUGUGGAAAGGAUAGCAGAAAAAAAAUAAUUUCCCUCUACCUGUAUCUGGUUGCCAUAAAAAGCAAGGUACAACUGCCAGACAGUUGUAGUGAUGGGAAAACAUUCAAAUUCAAACCAUUUCAAGUUGAAAAUAGCCAUCCUGAGCUUGAAAAACACCUGCCCCAAAUGUGAAACUUUUGUGCUUUCAAAACCUGCCCUAUAGGACGUCUCAGACUUCUAGAACAGGUGUGAGAAGAUCAGGGGUCAGGAGGAACAUUUUUCUGGAAAUUAAACAGCAUUGGAUCCAAAAUAAGAAUGUAGCUAAUAGCAUUCUUAUCCUUUGCUGAGACCACAAAAAUCUGUUUGGUCCCACAGAAGUGCUCUGCUAAUGACCAUAGUGAUUAGUGUUGAAUCAGUAUCCAUAGACUUCACUUUUGAUCAAAAAAAGUUUUAAACUAUUCCAAGUAGUAAACUAGAGGUGCUGGAGAAU